UUUUCAAGAUGGAGGACAACAUGCUUGAACUUGAAGAAGGACAUUUGAUUUCCUUAAACGACGGAGUCGUUCUAAGGAAAGGUGCGUCUUUGAAGUAUGUCAAAGCACGGCCUGGAAAAAAAGAGCGCAUGGGAAACUUUAGCUUCUAUCUUGAUAGCAUGAUUGGCAAACCGUACGGCUCAACAUUUGAGGUCCAACGCAACCAACUUUUUGAAACAAAUCCGCUCAAUUUUGAAAACGACGAAGCAGACUUUGAUAAAGAUGAGCAAACUCGUGAUAACAGAGAAAUUCUGGAUAAUUCGGACUCACAGAAGCUUAGCAAGGAUGACAUAAUGAAACUUAAGGAGGGUGGAACCGACAGCCAAGAAAUUAUAGAGAAGAUUGUAGAAAGCAGUUCAACUUUCAAAGAUAAAACCUCAUAUUCACAAGCCAAAUAUUUAAAGAAAAAGAAAAAAAAGCACUUGGCAUACUUCAUAACUUACAAACCCACAGCUCGACUGUUGUCUCAGUUGUAUUUCACAAAAGCAGCUUCAAAGAUCCUAGAAAUCAGACCUGACACACUGGCACAAAUUUUAGCUUGGGCAAACAUACAUUUUGGGUCCAAUGUUCUAGUUUCUGAAACUUGUCAAGGCAUGGUCAUAGGGUCAAUUCUAGAGCGUAUUGGAGAAGAUGGUCAGAUUGUGCAAGCCUACAAUGGAAACUGUCCUGUGAGGAUAAUUCUAGACCAGUUUAGCUUCAAAGAAGAGAGAAAGAACAAGCAAAUAUGUGGAUUUUCUUUUGAGAGUAUUGAGGAAAUAAAAGAUGAGCUUGAUGGCAAAUGCUUUGCCCAGAGUGAAAAUAAGCAACAUGAGUUCAGUGCAGCAGAAUCAAAUGAAGAGAAAGGAAACAGCAACAACAUAAGUUCAAACAGCGAUAAUAGCUUGUCAAAUGAACUUAAGGAGUGUAAUCAGAAACUUGGCAAUGAAACAAUAAAUCCUUCUUUAGCAGAAGAUUCAGUUGAUAAAGAUAGUGAUAUGGCAGAUCAAUGCGAUACAUUGUUGACACAAGAUGAUGAAAGUAUACCUUGUAAUAAGCGGUUUACCAAGGAAAAGAGAAUCGAAGAAGAGAUUCGUGCAAAAGAGUAUCUGAAAAGCAAAAAUUUAGAUGCACUUAUCGUUGCAACAAAGUUUCAUCCAUUGGCAAUUCUUCUUGAGCUGAUGGAGUUUAUAAAACCAUCUUCUCCCAUUGUUGUCUAUUGCCAAUACAAGGAGCCACUGAUGGAGUGCUAUCGCUACUUGAGAGAUGCUUCGCUAGCCAUCAAUGUAAAUCUAACAGAAACAUGGUUGCGAGAGUUACAGGUGCUACCAAAUAGAACACACCCAGGCAUUACAAUGAGUGCCAGAAGUGGAUAUUUAUUGAGAGCACUGAAGAUACAGGGACCUGAUGUUAAAGAAACUUAUGACUGUGAACCAAAACAAAAAAUUUUAAAACAUGAUUGAUUUCUUUGUACCAUAUGUAUAUCAUUCAAUCAUCAGAAGACUUUUCACUACUGAAGUUUCCUGCAAUCACUGACAUGAUAUUAUUGUUGAUUUGUUUUGUAGCUUCUUUAACCCUGAAAUGGGUUCUUGAACCCGACUCUGAUAAGCCCCUGAAUUGCUGGCCAUCCUCAAAUUAGCCCCCACCUUGGAAAUAAAAAUUAUUGGUAAGCUACCACUUUUUACUAAGCAUCCUCCCUGACAUGCCAGUUUCUACAAUUCAUAACUUUAGUCUAUGACAAAUUCCAUAUUCAAUGGAAAAUGACAACAUAGAAAUAACAAAGCUUUUCACAAUUUUGUUGUUGUCACUAUGACUUUAAACAUCUUCAUUUAUGGGCAACAUGUUUCAUUUUUCAUUAUGAAUUAAAACAAGUGAGAUUGUUUUAGUAUUAGCAUUUUUAUGCAGAAAAGGAUUUAGGCCCUUCAUUCACCCUCAUUUAUGUCACCUCCCUUAAAUGAGCAACCAUCCAAACCAGGAGGCUAAUUUGUGGAUUAAAUCCUGAUAUUCGUGUGGGUAAUGAGUAUGUGUAACUUGUUCCUUUAAACAUUAGCGUUUGUAUAAAGGCAACAUUGCAAAAUUUGCAAACCAUUAUCUAUCACCCAAUGUAUAUUCCAUAAAUAUCUAGACAGUGGAAAACUUAAGCUUAGUUUCAAAAGGAGAUUAUUAGAUAAUGAAGUUAAUAUCAAGAUGAUUAUUCACAAAUUUCAGUUGAUUUGGAAAAUAUUCUGUAGGGAUUUUGAUGACCUUUAAUGUUGCAUUUAAACUUUCCAACAGUUAUGGACAGUAUAGAUUUAAGUACAGCUCUGACAAAAGUUGUGUUCUAGAAUUGUGUCUUAGAAAGCCACGUUCUAUAGUAGGCAAUUCUUUCUAAAGAAGGCCUGAAAAAUAAUUUUUACCAGUUUCU
Rhopilema esculentum is the source of this 2419-nucleotide messenger RNA. Its product is annotated as tRNA (adenine(58)-N(1))-methyltransferase non-catalytic subunit TRM6. Lineage: Eukaryota; Metazoa; Cnidaria; Scyphozoa; Rhizostomeae; Rhizostomatidae. Gene Ontology annotation, cellular component: nucleus; tRNA (m1A) methyltransferase complex. Gene Ontology annotation, biological process: tRNA methylation. The record is from RefSeq and is a predicted model, not a curated record.